AUCAGUCACUAAAAGAGCUUCGUGGAGGACACAACUUCAAGAGAAAAUUUCUUUCCGUUUUUAUUUUAAAAUAAAGUAAAAUCAAUAAAAGUCGGAAAAUGGAUUUCUUGAGUGGAAAAUCUUACAAAUCCAAAUGCUGUGAAGGAGGAUUCGAACUUCAAAAGCAUCUGAUGCUCUAUUGUUACGCAAAACUUAGAAAGAUGGGCUGCCAGACAUUUUCUGUUGGAUACGAAGUUGAAGAUUUCACGAAAUUCGACGACGUUGUCUGCCAUUUUGAAAUGAACGAAACUAAAUAUUUGUUCCCAAUUCAAGCGAAGUUCGUUCUAAAGGACGAACAAAAGAUUAAUCAACGCGAUUUCAUCAACGAUAAAGGAAGAAUUAACUUAAAGAAACACAUUGAAGGCAUUUUGAACUUUCAACAGUUAACGGAAGGCAGAGAGGUACGAUAUAUUAUUGCAACAACUGCACAAAUGAAAAUGGAUAUGGAAAAUAUUAGAUUUAAGUCACUUCAAAUAGGGGAAAAUCAAAUGAAUAUUUUAGAUCUUUUCAGAGAUUCAGGGGCAAAAGUCUUGCAAAUAGACCCUGAAUUUGAAGAAUUUAAAGAGGUUUUGCAACAAAUCGAAACAGAUUUAAAAAUCUCAAGAAAUACCCUAGUCGAUAUAAUUAACCGCCUAAUAUUUCAAACAGAAGUACCAAAGAAAGAUAAUUUUUUGGGAAUAAUCCAAGACUUACUAGCUGAUGUGGACGUUGUGAAUAGAGACACGUUCUUUCAAACAUUCCAAAAUCGAACAAUGAAUUACAUUAAAUAUGAUAAAGCCACAAAUGAACGAAAAGUUAUAAGUCAAGCUGCAUUCAAUGUUCUUUUAAGAGGUUCAGUGCUCGAGGCAGAUCUACCAGGAAUUUCUGACUCAUUUCUCUCUGAGUUAAAGUUAUCAGUUGAAUUCGAAAGUCAUUUCCUAGAAGAAACGUGGAAAAGUUUGCAAAAUUCUUCCAAAUUCAUAAGAUGUGAGGAAAAUCUAAAUUUGACUGCACUGAGAGUUUGGCAUUCAGUCAAAAUGGCGCACGGAGACGCCAUUUUGAUUCCCAUGUCUAAACUCAAUGACUUCCAUAUUAAAUCUUUGGCUUUUUGUGAGGAAAUAGAAAGAAAUAUAGUAAUUCUUGUUGAUAAAAAAAUGGAUUUAAAAAUUUCCAUGGAAAAGGAAAACAUUUAUUUUGUUGAAAAGAUCCAAGAUGGUAAACUAUCGCCAUUUUCCUACGAUGAACUCACAAUAAAUGCAAAACAAGAAUUUGAAGAAAAAGUUAUAAAAAUUCAAAAUUUUCCGUUACAGUUGAAACAUUUUCCAAAAAAUGAAUACAAAGAUUAUAAAAAAUUAUUUGAAAAAUUCUUUUUUCUUUUCCUUGAUGGGAAGGUCGUUGAAAUUGGUGGAAAAAUUCCAGAAAACCAUCAUCCGCAUAUUGAGAGGUGGUUCAAAUUUAUAGGGCCUGAAUUAUAUAAAAUCGAUAAAUUCCCUUUUAUUGUAGAAAAUAAAGUUUUUCUAACAAUUCCUAAAUGCAUCGUUAAGGGUCAUCCGGGUAUGGGAAAAUCAUUCACUUUGAAGAAUAUGAUGAAGGAAUUUAAACAAAAAUAUCCUCAUUUUUGGGUUGAGUUUGUUCAACUAAAUUUACUUGGAGGCGCUUUUGUAAAACUGAAAGAAAAGAAAUACCAUCUUACGGAGAAUGAUGCAAAAGAAUUUCUUCUUAAUGAAAUUUUAUCUUUGAAAGAAAAAUUGGAUCGAGAACUAAUUGAUUACUACUUAACAUUUGAACGUCCUCCAAUAAUUCUAAUUUUUGAUGGUUUUGAUGAGAUUAUGCCAACGUACGAGGAAGUUGUGCUCAAUUUUAUUCAAAAACUGAUUGGAUUGAAACUUAAAAUUGUUAUUUCUGGACGCCCACAUUGCGAAAGAGUUUUAAAAGGCCUCAAAGACUUUAAAGAAAUUGAAAUCUAUUUUUACUCUGAGGAACAGCUUGAAAGUUUUGUACAAAAAUAUUAUGAGUACAAAUGUAAAUCAUGCACAUCACCCAAAAAGUCACAUAAAUCAUUUGAAUCUUUCAAUAGAAUUUUGAAACACAUGAUGAAAAAUUCAAAUAAACUCGAACAAUUUCCUCUUUAUUUGAAAUUGCUUUCCGACAUUGCUUUCAACAUACAGCAAAAUUCCGAAAAAGUACUAGAUGAAGGCCACAAAAUUGAUAUUUUAUGGAUUUACAAUGAAAUAUUUGAAUUGUCUGUCGAUAAUUACUUGAGGGAAAAAGAAGGAAUUGACACAUCUUCAAAUUUGGCUGUGAAGAGAAUUGAAAGAAUGAAGAAAGAUUUUAAAUUGUUCUAUUCCCACGUAGCUGCUAGAGAAAUGAAUAUAGAUAUAGAUUUACCACCACUUCCAGUUUUAUCAGUAGAAGAAAUUAUUGCACCAGGUUUCCUUGUAACCUUUAGUCAGUUAGUAUCAAAUGACACAAAAAGGACAAUCGCAAAUGCAAAUCGGUUUGUGUUCAUUCAUCGAACAUUUGCAGAAUAUUUUAUUGCUCUAACAGUAAUGGACAAUUUAGAAAGUUGUACAGACAGAGUUGUAAAUUUAUUAAAUAAAAAUAAAGAGUUCGAUUCAAUAUUUAAGUUUCUAUGUCCACUGCUGAGUGAUAAAAUAAAUGAAAAUAAAAUAACUCUUGAUAUUCCACAGAAGAACUGUGAUGAAAGAGAACUGAUUUUGAGAUUUUUCAAUAAUGUUGCUAAAUAUUGUUGGGCCGACUAUUCAACAAAACAUUUAAAAGACAUCAUUACAUUUUUAGACAUUAAAUUUUCCCAAGAUGGAUUAAAGUUCUUCAAAGAUGAAGAUUUGUUUGAGCGAUGGUCACUUGAUAAUACAAGUUCUACUGCUAUAAAGAUUGAAUUGCUUUAUAAGUCAAGAAAUGAAGAAUGUUCUUAUAGUAAAUUAUUUGAGGAAUUUUCACGAAUUGGCGAAAACGAUUUAAUAAAAAAGUUAGCAGGUCUCGAAGAUUUUGAAAAAUUCAGAAAGACAACUGAACUUGUUGAGACGUAUUGCAAUUCAUUUCACAAAUUUCUUCAAAAGCUCUUGGAAGAAAUUCUUAACCCAAGUCAUGAAUGGUCAUGGUUUGAGUAUUGUGAUAAAUUGUUUUGGUGCUUUUGGAAGAUCUUUAAUUACUCUGAGAACUUCAGAAGCUUUCACGCGGAAACUCGUGAAAUAAUAAACAAAUCGGAAUUGGAUCGAGACAAAAAAGAUGGCUGUAAUUUCCUUGUUACUGUAGUAAGUAAAAGUAAAAGAGAUAAAUAUUCAACAUUUGAAGGAUUUAUAAAAGAUAUUUGUUGCAACAUUCUAUGUAGUGACGGUAUUUUCAAGUUCUUCCAAGUGUUCAACGAAAGAACUUUUGUGUAUAAAGAAGUGUUUACGAAUUUCUAUAGAAUAUUUGAAAACAAUACUCAAAAAUUAAUUUUAUCUGACAACAAUUCAAUUCUUUAUCAUUUUUGGAUUGAAAAGGAAAUGUUCAAAUUGCUGGAUUUUAUAGAAAAUAUUUCCGAUAAGUUUUUCAGAAAUUUAACUGAAAGUCCCCUCUUUGGUGGAAAAUCUCUUGAAGAAUAUUACAAAGAAUCAAAAGAAAAAGAAGAAGAUGUUUUCUUAGAUGUACUGUACUUCUGGUAUAUUUACAGGCUUCACUUUAAUACAAUCAAAGAGUUACUUUGUAAAUACCAGAAAGAUACAAAUAUCUCCAGAGCCAUUGUUAAGGAUUUAAGUCUUUGCACAACAUUGGCCUUUUAUGCGGAAUACGAAACUGAACAAGAGAAUGUAAAAAAUAUUAUUAAGACUUUUUGCCAAAAUAUUCUCAAUUGGGAAGUUGAAAAUGGUACAAAAAUUAAUUUUCUGCAUUGCCUGGCAAAAAUUAACAAACCUCCUAUAUAUCCUAAAGUUUGUAAUGAAACUCACCAGAGAGAAUUUAAAAUGUUCGAAUGGGUACUUUAUCAUAUUUUUGAAUAUUUACUUAAAGCAAAAGAACAUAAAAAUAACAGUAAAAAUCCCCUUUUUCGGAUGCUUUAUGAACGUGAUAAUGAUGGUAAUAUUCCUCUUCAGAUUUAUGUAUUACAAAAUAAUUGUACAUUACUUGGUACCAUAUUUGCAAACAUAGAUAAAGGAAUAUGUUGUGAUAUGUUCAGUAAAAAGAACAACAGAAAGCAAAACUUCUUCCACUGUUUCGAUACUACAACAUUCACUUGGUCCAAUUCCCCAAAUAGUAAAUAUAAAAAUUUUUUUAAAACCUUAUAUAGCUCUUCUUAUGACAAAUUAUUCUUAGAAAGAGAUAUUGAUGGAAAAACCCCAUUUCAUUCUAUUAAUUUUUUCGAAGCUCCUUUUAUUAAUUGGCUAGAAUAUGUAUCAACUAAAACUUUUAUAAGUUUAUUGCAAAUUUAUGAUAAAGAUGGUAAUAAUAUUUUACAUUAUAUGGCAAAACACAAGCAAAGUGCUUCAAGACAAAUACAGCCAUUAAGAAAGCAUGUUGAUGGAAGUCGUCACUCACAUAUCCCAAUAAAAAAUGCUCUAAAAUACAAAAAUAAUUCAAAUGAAACUCCAUUAGAUGUAUGCAAAGACUGUGCUUAUUGCGGUGAUGAAUAUGAAAAUUGUGAAAUGAAAAAGGAAUUUGAAACGAUUUUGAAAAAAAAAAUUUAUAGAAUUUGAAUUUAGAAGCUAUAUGGUAUUAAGUUCAGAAAAAAUUACAAAACAAACAUUACAUGAUUAAUUAUACCUCCGCCACAGUUUUUUUUAGGGUUCCAGCAAGAAAGUGAAAAAUCUUUAAUUCUCUUCUCUGACAAACACCAUCGGGAACCAAUGAAUUAUAAAUACUACAUGUACAUUUGAACUGUACAACUGUACAUAAUUUUCAGUUCAAAUUUAUGAAUUUUUAAUUUUGAAGUGAAUAAUCAUUACGUAGAAAUUUAGUAAAAUUUAACGAAAUUUUAGUCUUUUUGAACAUAAACCUGUAAACUGGAGAGAAUAGUUUAUUUUCACCGAAAUCUCCAGUUUUUUUUCUAUGCAGAGUGCUUCAAUUCUUCUAAGUUGUGUGUUGUCAUUUGCAGUGAAGCCGCGAUUGAGUGAAGACGUAAAGUUUUUCGCUCCCGCGUUUUUUUUUGGGAAAAGAUAAUUAUGCUGAUUACCAACAAAUAUGAAAAUGAAAAAUGAACAUUAAUGAUGAAAUGGAAGCCAAUAGGCAUCAAAAUGUAAUUAGAAUUAAAUUAUUUCAAGUAAAAGUGAAAAUUUAAUUUUAAAAAUUUUAAUAAGAAAUUCUGUUAAAAAUAACAAAAAUUUAGUAAAAUUUACGGAGACAUCAUAGAGAAAUUAACUAAUAUUUCGUUAAAAAAAAAACUAAAAUAUCUCGGUUUUCUCGUAGACUUCUGUUAAAUUCAUUUAACUAAAAUUUUAGUUAAAGAAUUUUAACUAAGAUGUGUGCAAAAAUACCGUAGAAUGCCCAUUCCGUAAAAUUUACGGUGAAAAAUUUUAGUGUGUAACGUUUUUUUCUAAAUAAUUUUUAUAUUUUGUAUAUACUUAUGAAAAAUUUAUUAUACUAGUCAACCCGAGCCCCCAAUCACGUGUGAGCAAACUCUAUUUUUUAAGCUAUAAAUGGGGGGCGUAUAUUAGCAGGGGGGAUGAAUAAUACGGUACCCCGAAAAAUUCCAAAAAUAAAAAAAUCCCGUUAUCUGACCCUUCAACAGGUAGAAAAUGGGAAAAAAUCAAUUUUUCUGUGGGGGCGCUAUAAAGGGGGGUCGGGGCGGAAUCCCAUAUAGCGCUUGCAACUCGUAUUGACCCCCUCUACCUUCAUACCUUUCAUCAAGAUCGGCCCAGCCGUUUAGGAGGAGUUCAUGUGCCACAGACAGACAGACAGACAGACAGACAGACUUUUCAGCUUUAUAUAUUAAGAUUAUCUUUAUGAUAUUUUCUUGUAUUAUCUUUUUGUGAAAAAUAAGUCUUUAAGUAUGUACCUACUAAAAGAAAUACUAAAAACUUAAAAUAAAAAUCAU
Lutzomyia longipalpis is the source of this 6049-nucleotide messenger RNA. RefSeq lists its product as uncharacterized. NCBI's taxonomy places the organism in Eukaryota, Metazoa, Arthropoda, Insecta, Diptera, Psychodidae. The coding region runs from base 99 to 4712 and encodes 1537 amino acids. The transcript has 2 exons. The record is from RefSeq and is a predicted model, not a curated record.